AUGUCCUCGCCAUCACCUCUUCCGAUGCUAUUUCGUGGCACCAAGACACUUUUUGGAGUGCAGAAAAGAACCUCGUUUAUCCACAAAUGGAGCCAUUUUCAAAGAUGGCAAGAGUUAGAGAAAGCACGCGAAGAGCACGUGCGCGAGACUGAACUGCAGAGAAAUUUCAUCAAAACCCCAACAGGAAUGUACCUAACUCCUGAGAAGCCGCAGGAUGUGCUUCCUAAAAAGGAUCGUGCCGAUAUGACACGCAAAGACACUGGAGCAGUUUCAAUUGAUCUUCUUGCUGCACACACACAAAUGCGCUACGUAGAUCAUAGUUUUGACAAUAUUAGAAGAUACAGAAGAUAUAGGCACUUUCAACAUCUACAAUACGAUCAAAGAAUGAUGCCGGAGAGACUUUUGUUUCUGGGACCUGAUCUUGCUGCCGCUCAUUUCUUGGUUCAUAGGGGAGCAUCGGUCAAGUUUCUGGGAGAUGAUGCAUGGUACAGAAAGGAUCAAAAAGAGAAUUACAAGCUCCCAGGGCGCAAGAUCCCUGGCCUUCACAUUGAGGCAAUCGACGCUUCUGGAACCGAACUCAUGUUUGAAGGUUUUGAGAAUCUACAGAACCUUAAGUAUCUGAGAAUGUUGCGGCUUGCUGACUGUCCCUACGUUGAUGAUUGGACAUUAGGAAGGAUAGGAGGAAUGAUGGAUGGACUAGAAAUGCUUGAUUUAAGUGGUUGUCAUCGUAUUUCCGCAAAAGGAUUGAUGGGGCUAAAAAUGUUGAAGUCACUGAAAUACUUACGUUUGGAGGGGAUCGAUGCAAAGAAUCUUGGUAAAGCUGCACUUCUUCUUGAAGACGUAAUUUCUGGUUUAAAAGUACUUGGCGUUGACUACGAACACGAGCUACAAACACUAGAAGCGGACUUCAGGCUUCUCGAAAAUCCCAGUGUUGUUGAAGAUGCAAAAGGUAACAUGUUUGCUGAGGACGACAACGGCCGCCUUUUCUAUAUAGGAGGUAGCGUUAAUGAGCGACCUGUUGUGUGCGACAAUGACGCACCAAUUAUGACAAGUACAAUACGUAGGGAAAUUCCCAAGAUGAGUGAUGAAGAAUUCGAGAAGAUCGAUCGUCUGUCUGGGGGAAAGUUGCGGCAUCUACUUGUCGGCUCUCCAAGUGGAUAUGAAUGGAACUCGCAGGUGGAGACCAUUCUUCAGUUCGAGGCAAACUAUAAUGAAAAAAGAGGGAUUCCUGUGGAUUCGAAGAUGUUGCCGAAGGAAAAAAGAGAAAAGUUCCCAGAGGAAGAGAAGCCGAGUUUGUUCGAAGCUGAGCGAUUGAAGUUUUUGAGUAGCACGGUCGCGAGCGCAGAGUGGAGAAUGAUGGAACAAAAACUUCUGUCUGAUAAAAAUCUCAACGCCAUGAUACAGGAGGCUGCUGGUGGCCGUAGCACCAACGUGCAGAAUAGGGUUGAUGAAACUGAGGCGAAAGCUCAACAAGGACGCCUUAGCUAA
Molecule: messenger RNA, 1488 nt
Organism: Necator americanus (New World hookworm)
Lineage: Eukaryota; Metazoa; Nematoda; Chromadorea; Rhabditida; Ancylostomatidae
Exons: 12
Coding region: 1-1488 (495 amino acids)
Source: RefSeq, a predicted model, not a curated record